Messenger RNA from Echinops telfairi (small Madagascar hedgehog), 1957 nucleotides. RefSeq names its product G-patch domain containing 4 (gene GPATCH4). Lineage: Eukaryota; Metazoa; Chordata; Mammalia; Afrosoricida; Tenrecidae. The transcript is spliced from 5 exons. Gene Ontology annotation, cellular component: nucleolus. Gene Ontology annotation, molecular function: nucleic acid binding. Gene Ontology annotation, biological process: regulation of ribosome biogenesis. The record is from RefSeq and is a predicted model, not a curated record. The coding region runs from base 548 to 1594 and encodes 348 amino acids.
GGGCAGACGGGGCAGCCCCUCGUCCAUUUCCUUCCCUGGCAGGUGGGACAUGACCCCGCCAAGGACUUCACAAACCACUGGUGGAAUGAGCUCUUCAACACGACGGCCGCCAGCUUAGUGGUGGAGUCUGGGCAGGUCAGUGACUCUGAUAGAGACGGGUCCAGGAAGCACAAGGGCCUGGGGGUCUGGGGUGAUGGUGGAGACGUGGCAUGCCACCCAUCCACUCAUGGGCACGUUCCCACAGGAUGGAGUUCAGAUAAAGCGCCUUUCUAAGGAGACUGCCCGGCAGAGUCGCCCCAAGCCCAAUUUGCUGUAUCAGAAGUUUGUGAAGGGCCUUGACUGAAGCCAGACGGGACCCUUAUCAAGCGUUCGCCAUCAGACUUUUCCUUCCACAUGCCAUUCCUUCUGUCUGGGAUCUUCUUAUCCUUUGCCUGCUAACUCCCUCGUCUCCAGAGCGAGCUUUUCCUGCAUGUUACUUCCAGAACCUCUUACCUGAAUCUGGAGCUAGGCACCUCUCCGACACCAGAAGCAGCUCGUCCUCUUGCCUAUGUUCUGCCACACGCUUCUCCGCCAGUGGAAGCUCUUUGGGCUGGACCCAUCUCAUCUCUGCUCUGCACCCCCAGCCCCUUGGCCUCUAGGUCAAACGGAGACGGCUACGUUGACUUCAAGCGGGGAGAAGCCAGACAAGGACAUGGAGACUUACAGUGAUGACGACAGCCAGAGGCCCAAGUGCCCCAAGAUUGUAACUGAUGAGAUGCUGCUCCAGGCCUGCGAGGGGCGAACAGCACACAAGGCAGCCCGUCUUGGGAUCACGAUGAAGGCCAAGCUUGCUCGGCUGGAAGCCCAGGAGCAGGCCUUCCUAGCUCGUCUAGGAGGCCAGGGCCAGGAGGCCCCUCAACCACAGUGUGACAGCAAGCUCCCCCGAAACAAGAAAAAGAAACAGCAGGAAGAGGUUACAUCCACUGAAAGGCCCGGGGAAGGGGAGCACCCAGAACAGACUGAACCGAGUGUGAGGAAGCGCAAGAAGAAACGGCACCAUCGGGGAGUCUCUGAGGAGAGCGGGGCAGCGCCUGCAGAAGCGAGGAACCCUGGAAAACUGGAGCGAGAGGAAACUGAGCAGCCCCUCAGGAGAAGGAAGAAGAAGCGGCGGCCAGAGGAGGGGAUCUCUGAUGGAGGAGGGAAGGAAGCUGCCGUGGAUGACCGGGCAGAGGAGGGGGAGAGCAUGGCAUGCACUGACCCCUGCAGCAGAAGCAAGAAGAAGAGGAGGCAGCGGCUUGGGAAGGAAGAGGGGGAGGGUGGCUGGAACACGGAGGAUGGCGGGGAGGCAGCUUCUGCAGAUGGGAGGACCAGGGGGGCAGCAAACAGAGCGUGCAGUGACCCAAGUUGCAAGAGAAGAAAGAAGAGACGGGGGUGUGGAGAGGAGGAGGUCUUGGAGGGGAGGGAUGAGGCUGAGGGAGCUGAGGAUGAGCAAACAGAGAGUAGGACACACAGCAGUGCCAGCAGCAGGGCUCAGAGGAAGCAUCCAGAGAAGGAAAGAGCUGGAGGCAACACUGGCCACAGGGCCAAAAAGAAGAAACGGAAGGAGAGAGACUGACGGCCUGGUCAGAGUGGGCUGAGGUCUAAUGCACGCCUUUCAACAAGGAUCCCCUCCCGCAGAGGGCACCGAGUUCUGGAACACCAACCAUGCUGCCGACAAGACCGGCUGAGGUUAGGGAGCAGGUGUGGAUCCUUUUGUACUUCUAACCCAGAGAUGAUGAAGUCGGAUGCCUACAGGAGCCACGUAGCUCAGGGACAGGGACUGCAAUCCCAGAGAGCAGGAAUGCAGAGACCCUUUAAAGGGCCAUCCCUGCCUCCAGUCCAUCCCUGAAUGCUGACACACAGACUUUUAAAGAGAAGCUCAAAAUAUACGUAUUUGAAAUGUUCUGAGUUUUACAUAAAAACAUACCAGUUUCUAACA